UGACUUUGGGCCGGGAAUGCGUGUGCAUCUGCGACCUGUGAUUAGCGCCGAAGACCCCCAUUAAGAAAUUCAAAUCAAAAGUCGAGAUUUGAGAUUUAAGAUUCGAGAUUCGAGAUAAUCAAGAACGCGAAGAAAACUGAAACUGGAAAAGCGACGACGACUGCGGGUACGGGCCAACUUGGAGCGCUUAGCCGGGCUUAGACGUGUUUCGAGCGCGGCGGCGUCAGGUGAAUCCGAGAUUCAAUCCUAAUUCGAAUUCGAAUCCGAGUGCCCGGUGCGUGUUCAAUACGCUUUUGAAUACAGCGACUUGUUUGCUGGCUAAUUUUUUUUUUUCGAGUGGCGGGCUACGCAUACAAAUUAGACCAGCACAUAGUGUCCAUGUGUAAUUAAGCGACCCGAUUCACUGUAAGCCGCUCCAGCCGAAGUGUGGUCGAGUGCAUCGGUCCGGCUUUCCGCCUCCAGAUACACGCGGCGGUGGUCAACGGCCAGUGGCCACUUGGCAGUGCUCCGCCACUCAAAUCAGUUGGCUUUCGGGCGUUAUCGCGCGCAGAUUUGCUUGGAUUUAAACCAAAGUACCGGAUAGUGGUUAUUUAAUCUACACUCGCGCUUAUUAGCCAACUGCGUUGACAAUUAGCCGGCCCAGAUGCUGGAAUGAAAGUGAAACUGGAGACGGAAAACCGAAAACCAAAUCCAGUCGAAGUCGGUUACAUGAUAAACGCCAUGUGAAUAUGUUGUCAUACAGAAACGUGAUCCCCUGUGCUAAUCAAUUCAAUUCGCAUUGAAUCAUCGAGUGUGUUGGCCAACAGCCAUAUUUGCAUGGUUGAACUUGAAACUGAUUACUGAUUAUGGAGUGCUGGUGCAUUUGGGUGUUUUUUCAUUGAUAUAUUGUUGUUUCAGCUUUUAAAGACUUCAAAUCCUUUUGUGCUAUUUAAAAGUGUCCCCAAUAGCGAAUUUAUAACCAAACAAAAAAACACUACGAUAAUGUUUGACAACGCGAUUAAACCUCAUCCGGAGGCCAAUGGAGCUCCAAUAAAUGCAGCAGGAGAUCGGCCGAUAACUACUGUCAUUAAUAUUGAACCAGAACCAGAAACCGAAAGUCCAAUUGGGAUCUUCACAUCACAACCGGAAAGUCAACAACAACAACCCGAGCAGCUCCAAUCCGAAUCCGAGUCCGACAGAAUGGCCAAUUUUGACGAUACGUUGCAACGCGCCCGCCUUGCCUUUUCCAGUGGAAAGACCAGGAAUGUCAGCUUUCGACGCAAGCAGCUGGAGAAUUUGCUGCGUUGCUAUGAGGAGCACGAGAACGAGAUCAUCAGCGCCUUGGAGGCGGAUCUGCGACGUCCCAAGCAGGAGAGCCUCAUCGUGGAAACGGAAUUCAUGAAGAACGACAUCAGGCACAUCCUAUUCCAGCUCGACGAGUGGGUGCAGUCGGAGAAGCCGCCCAAGUCGUUUGUGAACAUGAUGGACGACGUCCAGAUCUACAAUGACCCCUUCGGAGUGGUUCUGGUGAUCGGCGCCUGGAACUACCCGCUGCAGCUGCUGCUCGUGCCAGUGGCUUCCGCCAUCGCCGCCGGAAACUGUGUGGUGAUCAAGCCCAGCGAGAUUGCCGCCAACUGCGCCAAGUUCAUUGCCGAUGUCAUUCCAAAAUAUUUGGAUAAUGAUUGCUAUCCAGUUGUCUGCGGUGGACCCAGCGAAACGGCGGAGCUGCUCAACCAGCGUUUCGACUACAUCUUCUACACGGGCUCCACGCGCGUAGGCAAGAUUAUCCACGCCGCGGCCAACAAGUACUUGACCCCCACCACCUUGGAGCUGGGUGGCAAAAGCCCCUGCUACAUUGACAAAUCUGUGGACAUGCGCACUGCGGUCAAGCGCAUCCUGUGGGGCAAGCUGAUUAACUGCGGACAGACCUGCAUCGCUCCGGACUACAUCCUCUGCUCCAAGGAGGUGCAGGAGAAGUUCAUCGUGGAGGCCAAGGACGUGCUGAAGGAAUGGUACGGCGAGAAUAUCCAGAGCAGUCCGGAUCUAAGCCGUGUGAUCAACGCCAACAACUUCCAGCGCCUUCUUGGCCUAAUGAAGUCCGGCCGCGUGGCCGUCGGAGGUAACUACGAUGCCAGCGAGCGUUUCAUCGAACCCACCAUCUUGGUGGACGUGAAGGAGACCGAUCCCAUCAUGGAGGAGGAGAUCUUCGGCCCCAUCUUGCCCAUCUUCAAUGUGGAGAGUGCCUACGAUGCCAUCAAGUUCAUCAAUGCCAGAGAAAAGCCGCUUGUAAUUUACGUGUUCUCCAACUCGAAUAAGCUAGUUAAGGAGUUCAGGCGGAGCACCACCAGCGGCGGAUUCUCCAGCAACGAAACCAUAAUGCACUGUGGAGUUGAUGUGCUGCCCUUCGGAGGCGUCGGCAUGAGCGGCAUGGGCAGAUAUCAUGGAAAGUACGGCUUCGAGACCUUCACGCACAAGAAAUCUUGCCUGGGCAAGGACUUAUCCCCGUUGGGCGAGAAGUUGUCAUCAGCUCGGUACCCACCCUACUCGGACCGCAAGGGAUCGCUGCUCUCGUUCCUGCUGCGCAAGCGCCGUCCGCUGCCCAACCUGCAUCUGAGCCACGUGCUGGCCAUCGGACUGGGAGUCGGAUUGACGGUGCUGACCAACUACUACCUACAGGGCAAGCUGUUGUCGAAGUAGAAACUACAUAUGAUGCGAGCCGGAGCUGGGUGAGCCUGCGCCAGAGGAUUCCCAAUCAACCAACCACUUAAUAUUAAAAGCUCAACUGAUUAAUGGGCCGAGAACUUUUUUCUUUUUAUACGCAUAUCGGUGGGUGAUGUGAAGCUUUGGAUACUUCGAUAUACAUAUAGUUAUUGUUAUUUAGUUGCUAUUUAAUACAAAUGUGAAUGCUGUAAUGUAAUGUACGACAAAUAAACAGUCAAAAAUG
Messenger RNA from Drosophila melanogaster (fruit fly), 2923 nucleotides. RefSeq names its product aldehyde dehydrogenase type III (gene Aldh-III). The transcript is spliced from 15 exons. Bases 982 to 2676 code for a protein of 564 amino acids. Lineage: Eukaryota; Metazoa; Arthropoda; Insecta; Diptera; Drosophilidae. Gene Ontology annotation, biological process: aldehyde metabolic process. Gene Ontology annotation, molecular function: oxidoreductase activity; aldehyde dehydrogenase (NAD+) activity; oxidoreductase activity, acting on the aldehyde or oxo group of donors, NAD or NADP as acceptor. The record is from RefSeq and is marked reviewed.